UGCGAAUUCGGCCCCCGUGUAUCGACUAGAGGUGCCGAGAGGGGAAAGUCUCGGAUCUCUCCCCUCGCGCUUCAUCCCACUGUGCGCACGCUACCCAUCCCUUUGACCGGAUCAUCCCCCUGCGUCCUUCUCCCCCCCCGUUCUCCUCAAUUCUUCCCAUCCUCCGAUUCCCGUUCUUCGCGCUGCCGUCCCUCUACGACCACCCUUCCCCCGCAUCGCGACAAUUCUGGCCGCGUACAAUGUUCGUUUUUUAACGUCUUUUUUCCGUAUUCUACCCUUCUCUAUGGCCGUCUAAACUGUUCGGGAUCCUUGUUACACGAAUACGAAUGGUUUUGUACAGUGUGCGAUCGCCGUGCAAAAUUUCUGUCUCGAAUUCUCGAAUCGGCCCGUGGCGGUUUCCAAGAACGAGUCCCGACUGUUCCUCGUCCCGCGUGUGUUGUACCUUCUUCGGUCGUGUCGUGUCGUGAUCGUGAAUCGUGAAUCGUGACUAUUCGUGACAGACGGCCGACGCAGCGUCGGCGGCCAACGGUGUGCUAUUCGUGCUACUGUCGUGCUGCAAAAAUCUGCCCCUGCGCUUCCUCACACUGUUUUACCUCUUGGAGACCCCCCUCCGAGGAAAGGAUUCGAUUCCACGGCGAAGAAACAUGGGGAGAGGGACGUCGCUAUAUUUGAUUGACGGUUUGCAAUGAAUUUCCCGCCGUUCGGAGGCCACUUUCCCGGAACUAUUCCGAGUAUCCAUCAGUUCGCGACCGACGGCUCUGGCGGUGCAGGCGGCCGCUACGCCAAUCAUUUUCCCAACCAGCCUCCUAUCGGAGUGCCGGUUAUGGGAAAGUACCGUCCUGAGAGCAACGGUGUGCAAUCCGCUCAGUCGCAAGUAAUGAUGAACAAUAAGGCAAGCUAUCCUAAUAGCAAUGUUCAUCAUUAUCCAAACGUGCCGUACUCUCAAGCUCAACCGGUUCAACAGCGGCCCACAAAUUCGCCUGGAAUGCAAGAGAAGCGUUCUUAUCAUCAGCAAGCGACCGAAACCAUAAAUCAACAAGACGUUUGCAAUCUUCUGCAGGAUAAGGAUAAAAAUAAGGACAAAAAGACGGACGAGCAGCAGCGCAAUGGAGAAAGCACAACCAAUGGAAACCAGCAAGAUUAUACGAUGCAUCAGCAUCACCAGCAGCACGCUCAUACACAAACUCCUGCGACUAUGCCUGCUACGUGGCAAUCUCUGGCCACUCCUGGUUCCACUGUGGCGGAUUACCUCAGUCACUUACCAGCCAGUACUUUACCUUUAAGUUUGCAUCAUUUCUUAAAAUACUCCGCAGAAAGUAUUAAGAAAGAAUCGGAAAUGGCACAAACCACUUCGGUAGCUGUAGCGACAACAACAACGCCUAACAUAAUGAUGUCUCCGAAUAAUAAAAAGAAGAAAAAGAAGAAAGCUCCCAAAGAGAAAAAACCACGUCCGAAACCUGGUGAAAUUCGGUUGACUACAGCUUUAGACGGUUCUACUUUGUAUUGCUGUCCGGAAUGUCAUAUGGCGUAUCCUGAACGUGAAUUAUUAGAGCAGCAUUUACUAGGUCAUACUUUGGAACGAAGAUUUGUUUGCGAUAUUUGUGGCGCAGGCUUAAAAAGGAAGGAUCAUCUUACACGUCACAAACAAAGUCAUAAUCCAGAACGACCGUACGUUUGUACCGUUUGUUUGAAAGCAUUCAAAAGGAAAGAACAAUUGACGCUACAUUUUGUUAUACAUUCUGGAGAAAAGCGUCACGUAUGCACAGAAUGUGGAAAAGGAUUUUAUCGUAAAGAUCAUUUAAGAAAACACACCAGAAGCCAUAUUGCAAGGAGAGUGAAAGCCGAGCUUAGCCAGAAUGCUGGUACGCAGCAAAGUCAACAGCAGAACAAUGUUUCGAACAUGCAGACAACUGCUGUUACAGCGUCGUCUGUCCUUUCUGGCGGACAUCCAGGUCCUCUCCUGUCCUGAGCCCCGCCACCCGGGAACUUCCAAGUUCCCCAUCCGAAUAAUAUUCUUCAUACGCAUACUUCUCAUCAUUCGCUGCAUCAUCAUCAUUUGACAACAGUCAAUGUGGCCCAUCAAUCGAGUGUCACGCCACUUGCUACAUCCAGCCAUUAUCAAACGCACGAGCUCAGUUUCUUAGGACAUGUUAAAGAUUUCUGAGAUCAGGGGAAGACCUCAGUCAAGAGGUAACACUGAAAACUUAUAUGAGCGUUGCUAGCAGUGAAUCCUUGACUGCUUUUCAUGAUUUUGGGCUUUAAUGAAUUCUCUACAAGUAUGAUAAUUAUUCGUAAUGCCGCUGACUCUCUAUGUCCUAGUACAAUAUUGCAAAAGCUGUGACGUUUUAUAUCAGUUUCCCAACCGUAUGCCCAGUUUUAUUACUAUCUGAUUUUCGGAUAUAUGGUUUCGACAUAACUCCACGUAGAUCUUAUCUCAAAAAGUGUGCCAUAUAUAUUAUAUAUACAUAUGUACAUGAUCAAAAAAAAAGCAGAAAAUGGCAUAGAGAGUGUUUUCAUGCACACGUGAAAGAGAAACUAUAAUUUUCUCUGGAAACAUUAGAAUAGAGCCUGAUAUAAGAGUCUUGCCAUACUGUACGUAUGAAAAACAAAACAUAUUUUUAUGAAGGCUUGGUGUGUUAAAUACACGGAAGCUAAAUGAGCUAUAGAAGCUUAUCGAUAAAAAAAUAUAUUAUAGGAGAUAUUUUACACAUAUUUUUUAAUGCAUUGUAUUGAUUCACUAUUACAUCGUUCAGGUUUCAGUAUGUUUAUUUUUUUAUUGUUUAUUUUUAUGCCGUUUUAUACAAGUAACAUUUUUUAUAAAUUUUGCAAAGGGAGAUCUGUACAUAAAGAUGCGAGCGAUAUCCCACCCAUUAAUGGAGUAAUGUGUUUCGGUUUUUUUUCUAUGUUAAAUAUUUUCGAAAAUUUUAUUCGCGCGGUUACUUCGAAAAAUUUAAUCUACAACCAACAAGUUUUUAUUGCAAUGAAAUUUCUUCGUUUUUUAACGAACCGUUGAAAAAAUGGCUGAAAAUGUGGCAAUAUUUUAAUUGAUAAAGAGAUGUUUUUAUUU
This is a messenger RNA of Megalopta genalis, 3067 nucleotides long. RefSeq lists its product as uncharacterized. Gene Ontology annotation, cellular component: nucleus. Gene Ontology annotation, molecular function: DNA-binding transcription factor activity, RNA polymerase II-specific; RNA polymerase II transcription regulatory region sequence-specific DNA binding. Lineage: Eukaryota; Metazoa; Arthropoda; Insecta; Hymenoptera; Halictidae. Gene Ontology annotation, biological process: regulation of transcription by RNA polymerase II; embryo development. The record is from RefSeq and is a predicted model, not a curated record.